AUGCAUCAUCCAGAUUUAGCGUAUCUUCGGCAGAUUGUUAAGCAAUCUGAUCCUAAGGUAGAAUAUAAAGUGCUGGCGAACAUCGGUAGUGGCACAUAUGGGGAUGUGUACAAGGCACAACGACGUGAUGAUCGCCGACUGGUGGCCAUUAAGAUAAUGAAAAUCGAUCCUAAGGAUGACAUCCGAGCUAUAUGCCAGGAGAUUCAUACCCUCAUGGAGUGCUCUCAUCCUAAUAUUGUGCAGUAUUAUGGCAGCUACCUUCGCCUCAACAAACUUUGGAUCUGUAUGGAAUUUUGUGGUGGACAAUCCAUGCAGGACAUUUAUCUCUAUACUCGUAUUCCCCUACAAGAGGACUGUAUAGCAUUCGUUACCAGAGAGACACUAAAGGGCCUGCGACAUAUGCAUGAAAGAAAUCGGAUUCAUCGGGACAUCAAGGCAAUCCUAUUAUCUGGUGCAAAUAUUCUUCUUACGGAUCGCGGUGAAGUCAAGAUAGCUGAUUUUGGUGUUGCUGCAAAGCUGAGCACUUCGAUGAUUAAACGGAGCACGGUAAUCGGCACGCCUUACUGGUUGCGCUUCCCUUCAGUAAAGGGAGAACAGAAGAGUCUUCAAUCUGCCGUCAUUUAUCACAGCAGCACGAAAAUCAGUAGAACGAUUACGUCUACAGCAAAUACCGGAUUGGAUGGGCUAAAUGUGGUGAAAGGUGAAUUCUCGAUUUCUGGUCCUUCUACUCUUAGGAUGGCACCGGAGGUCGCUUCAGUAGAGAAUCGGGGGACCGGCUACGAUGGGAAGUGUGAUAUCUGGGCGGUGGGAAUUACGGCCAUCGAAUAUGCCGAGUUGCAGCCUCCGCUCUUUGAUUUGGAUCCUCUCAUGCUAUUUAUCUUGCCAACCACUGUCUUAGUCUUAUCGGAGGUCUUCCACGUCCUAGGUGUAUCAUUUCCCGCACUGCAUCGUGCCUCAGAACAGAAUUUCUCACCUAAGGACCCGUUUCUCACCUGUUCAUACAAGAAAAAGGCCUUACUUGCCGCUUACUACGCCAGGGCGCUUCAAUGUCUCGGAGCACGAAAUUACAAGCCACCAAACUUGAAGGAGCGAUCGAAGUGGAGCGGGGCGUUUCGAAAUUUCGUUAAACUUUGCCUCACCAAGAAUGAGCGCAAUCGUCCCGACGCAUCUGUCCUUCUAACCCAUUUGAAAGGCAAAGCAACCAAUGACGGUGGAUGUAAUAUUUACAGUAAAACGUCUUGGACUUCGGUGGUCGAUUUUCCUCUGAGACAGGCCCCGAUGGCAAAAGUGCUGCAAACCGUUGGUGUGGUUUUUGCGGUCGGCAACGCCAAGAAACCAAUAAUAAAUCCACCUGGAUUAAUUUCUUUUCCACCGCUACUGCCACAGCACGACUUCGUCUCCAAUCCAUUUCUCUCCAUCGCCUCCACCCGCGACCUCCUCGACCGUAAAUGCACUCUAGAGGAGCGAGAGAAGAUGGCGCUCGCAGCUACUCCUGCUCCCCUCGUUUCCGGUCCAAAGAUCAAGGUCGCUAUGGAGGCAGUACAACCUCAGCCGCCGCUACCACCGCCUCCUAUCCCACAGAAACCGCAGCAUCAGCAGCCGCAGCACUUAGUGGCUGCAGAACAACCCAUCUGGCCAGUUUCCGUGAGUCGAGAGCGACCACAGUCUCUUCUGGUGCAAAAUCGUCUACCUGAUCGGAAUGGCCGACCUGAAGAUGUGGAUCAGGCCAAUCGACGCGAACAGCAGGCCGAAAUCAACAUGACAGCAUCAGCGACGGCGGAGGUCGCAGAGGAUGAGAGUCCCCCGCCACAACCGCCUAGGUCACUAAAGGUUCUGAUUUCCGCAGCAACUAGCACCAGCGCAGCGUGCGCGAAGGGUGCACCACGUCUUCGUAUUGCCUCCCUUCGACGCCCUUCUGAACCGGCGGGUGGUCAGGAUCAACCAAUUACUUCUGCCGGAUGGCCGCCAGGGGAUCAUCGACUUCUGCCUGAGAAUUGUCUCAAUGAGAGCAGUGAGGACCUGGUUGCCGAAGUGCUGGACGAAUACGAGAAGCGACAGAGCCAACUCUUCUAUUCUCCUAUCGAUGGAAUGAUGGAUUCGGAAAUUGAGAUGGUUGAGGAAGCUGGGAGACUGAGCUUCUAUGAAUCGGAGAACUUUGAGGAUACUGAUGAAUUUGGUGGGACAAAUGGACUAGUUCCCUCAGCUGGUCUCAGCGACGAAGGUCUUUCCCGAAUGCGUUCUAAGCGCCGGGCACCCCUCCCUCCUCCUCUCCCUCCUAAAGGCGAGGCCCUUAAGGCUGUUGCUUCGGUGGCUUCAGCUUGUCAGUCAUAUGCCACUGCUCCCGGUCCCAUCAUUAGCACAACUUCGUCUACGUCGUCACAACAACAGCAGCAACAACCAAUGCAUGAUUUCGGCAUUUCGGCAACGGAUACCGAUAAUAGGGAUGCGAGGCGGUUGUCCGGAGGUGAUGGGGCGUAUCAGGCAAAGAGAACGGGGGUGGGUGUACCACCACCCCGUCCACCCCCUCCUAAAUUCGAUACGGCAUGUGGUCUGCUGACGGACUUUGAGAAGCGUGGAUUGAGGCAUGCGGAGAGGCAAUAUCAGAUGGAGCACGGAAUUGGGUUGCCACCUACGCCAAAAGUUCAUUUAAAUUAUUUCCUUCUCACUCGUCUUCCUCUUCGUCAGAUGGGCGCCUGCUUUACCCUCAUAUUUGAGGGUUGUCCUCUAAAGGUCAACGCCACGGCCACUUGGGUCAAUCCCCUUACAAAAGCGCAAAUGAUAAUUUUUGGCACCAAUGACGGCAUUUACUACCUCAACCUGCAGGAAUUAGCUGAUGCAACUUUGGAACUGUUGAUACCGAGACGGUGCAUUUGGUUGACAGUGUUCCGUGACACUAUGAUGUCAUUAUCUGGUAACACGCCACACCUCUACAGUCACAACCUUGUCAACGUCAUGAAGGCCAAGACUAGUCAAGACCUGGCCGGUGGUACCUUAACUGGGCGUCUGCCCACUAAACUCCUUCCCAAACGCUUCCAACCCACAGUGAAGGUGCCCAACACCCGCGGUUGCUACAUCGCUAGCGUAGUGCGUAACCCUAGCAACGGGAACAAGUACCUUUGCGCUGUUAUCGACAAAUCCAUUCUUGUCUUAGAGUGGUUUAACCCUCGCAGUACUUUCGUCGAAGUAAAGCGCGUGGAAGUGCCCUCAAUGCCCUCUCCAGUGUACAACUUUGACCUUGUCUGCAACCGCGAUCAGAGUCUGCCCACAGUGUGUCUGGGUGUCUACAAGACCUCUGAUCCCAACCGUUUUCGGCUUCACGUGGUCGAUCUCAACAAUGAUGCUAUUAAUCCUCCCCCUUACCCAUUUUCUCCCGAAGACUCCUUGCCCAUAGUCAAAGUGGCGCACAUCGACUACAGCGUUCUCAUGCUCUGUUUCCAAGAUCAUGCGAAAUUCGUCGAUUUCCGAGGCAACGUCUGCAGCAACCGGCAGCACAUCUCAAAAAUCACCUUCGGCACUCAUGUGGCAUCUGUCGUUUGCUUGCGCGACGGGAUCCUGGCUUUCCAUCCCUUUGGUUUGCGUGGUUUUGGAUUUGAUGGACAGCUCACACAGGACAUCAAUGAUCCGCAACACAUCUACCAGCUUCUAGGGAGUGAUAAGAAUAUCGUGGUCGAGAGUCGCCCGGUGGAUGAUCCAAUGUCCAAGUCCAACCUCUAUCUCCUCUUCGGCCACGAAAACUCCUAUUAA
Molecule: messenger RNA, 3744 nt
Organism: Echinococcus granulosus
Lineage: Eukaryota; Metazoa; Platyhelminthes; Cestoda; Cyclophyllidea; Taeniidae
Product: Mitogen-activated protein kinase kinase kinase kinase 5
Exons: 25
Coding region: 1-3744 (1247 amino acids)
Biological process (GO): protein phosphorylation
Molecular function (GO): ATP binding; MAP kinase kinase kinase kinase activity
Source: RefSeq, a predicted model, not a curated record